GGAGAUUUCUACAGACGCCUAUUUUUUUUUUGUCUCGCUUUGAUGAGGUGUUCUUCCGCGGGAAAAUAAAAAAGAAAAGUAAGCAGAGAUGACAGCGGCUGUGUUCAAGCGUCAACAAUAAAACUGUGAAUAAAAUGUAUUAGGAAUGCUGCGAGAAGAACUGGCAGCCCAUUCAAUAGAAUGUUUUGUCCAGAGUUUAUUGCAUUGUACACUCACCAGAAGACAAAGAAGGCAAAGACAUGGCAAGAUGGAGUUUUAAAGAUAAGCUGUGAUGGAAAUAAGGCAACAUUAUUUGACCAGAAAGGACAGAAACUGGAUGCUGUGUAUCUCAGAGGUCAAAAGGUAAAACCAGGAGAUGAUUUGGAAAGUGACAGAUAUUUGAUCACGGUGGAGGAAGAGAAAAUUACUGAGAACAGCUCCUCUGAUCAGCAUGGGCCCAAAGAGAUUUCUAAACAAAAUGGAAGGCUCUAUCCUCCAGUAAUUACUAGGCAACAUCUACCUGUGGGAUUGAAAAGAAAAUAUACUGGAUACCAGGGUCCACACCAAAUUCAGAAGAAACCAGCAACUGAGGAAAAUGAAGUGUCAAGUCUCAUAUCUCAGCAUAACCUCUCAUCCAGUUUAUUCCCGUCUCAUUUGUAUAACACAUCACCUUUGUUUUCUAUCAAAUCUCCUACCACUUUAGCCACAGGUUUUCGUGACAAUACCUUUAGUGCGAAUGUAAAACCUGAGCAACUGGAGCAGAAUCUCUCAGCCCCCUCCUUACCUGCACCCGUAGUUGUCUCUUUACCUAAAAAAACAAACAAUAAACAGAGACACUACGAUUAUCCUGAAGCUAGACACCAACCAUGUAAUGACUUGGCAGACCAAGAAAACACUACAGGAGUUAUCCAGAUAACAGAUGAAAACUAUCAGCCCACCCAUACAAUAUCUAAAGGCAUAAGAAGUAAAGCACAGAUUUUAGCACUACUUGGAUCCAACACAUCAAAUGUUGCAGCUUUGAAAACAUCAAGUACUGGGCAACACCAGCCUUUAAAAGAUACAUCUGGUCCUGCAGUGUUUACUAAUCAAAACAGUCAACACCUAGCUCAGGAUACCCGCUCAACUGAUUUGGACCAUGUGACACUGGAAACUAUAGAUACCAUUGUUACAAGCAAUUUAGAGGCCAAAAGCUGCUGGAAUUCCUAUUUUCUAGAUGUGUCAACGGAACAGGAACAGGAACAUGAAGGAAAUGACCAACAAAAUACUAAGCAACGUCCACAAGACCUGUCUUGUGAUCUCAUUAGUCACAAUAACAAUACUCUUGCUCAGGCUCCUGCCCAGUCUUUAACAGAGAAUAGAUUUAAACAAUGGGAGGGUUAUAAUGCAAUUCCAUGUAGAAGUCGUUGGAAAGAAUUUUUGCCAGACAAGAAACAAGACAACGAAGAAUGCUUAUCUCCAGAUCCUGAAUCUUUGGGAAACAACAUGCCUGUUUUUCAAACCUCAGCUCCACCACCACUUGAUUAUCUUCAGGAGGACUCGGAGGAACUGGCUGCAAUAGAGCUCAUUGAUAAAAAUAUUUGUCCUACACAAAGGCCCUCAUACCAUAAUACGACUGAGAAUGUAUUCACACUAGAUAAUAAAUUAGUGAAGCCAGUCCUUGUGGAAAUGUCAGAAAAGUUACAAUUGACAGGCACUGAGAAUAAAGAGUGUUUUGAAGAACAGUCUAGUUCAGCUACAGCUUGCAGUCCAGACAAGGAAGACCUCCCUUGUCUAAACUUUAAUCUUCUGGAUGGCUUUGACCUGGGUGAUAUGGAAGAAGAUGAAGUGCAGGCAAGUUUGCCUUGUACAGUUUUAUCAGAUCCAACAGCUGGAGAUGGAGGAUCUAAUUCUCAAGACUAUGAAGACAAGAGUUCAGGGGUCAUAGAGGAAAAGGUUCUGUCUGAUCCAUUUAAAUUGGAUGACGAUCUGUCUGUAGGGGAUGGUAGAUAUAACAAGAGUUUAUUCCACAGCCAAAAGCCCCAAGCUGGCUUUCUUGUUCUGCAGACUCUGAAUCAACACAGUGGUAGCAGUGUGUCAACAGGUUCAGGAAUCAAUAGGGAUGCUAGAACCAGUUCUGCAUUCAGGCUGAGAGCCCCGAUAGUCACUGCUCCAUUGGCAGCGAGUUGUGCUGAAGUACCUCCCGACUCUGAUGUCUUUUCAGAUGUAAAUGAGUGCAACGAGGUUGAACAGUGCUCUGCAAUUUCCUCCUUGAACAGCCUCCACGAGCACUCACCUAGCCUUUCUCUUGGCAGAGUCAGGCCUGGGGACAUGAAAAGCAAAAACGCCUUCUGCAAAGAGACCAUUGAAGCAAGCACACAGGAACCUACAUUGUCAACAAUACGCAAUGUGACUUCCCAGGGCAGACAAAGUAAAUGGCUGAAGUAUCAAAACACUUCCCCAUCUGAUCAAGUUGCUCAAAACAGAGGUGAAUGGUGUGGAACGGCACAGGAUGGGAGUGGGGAGAGAAAGGAGGCUGUGAUGCAGAGAAGCGCUGCUGCAGAUUGUCUUAACAUCAACCGGAUAAAAGAGACACUGGUUAAACAGCAGAGACCUGUUAACGGACAAGGUGUAAUUGAAGGGAAUCGCAUCCAUUCCCUAAAUUCAGGCCCCACUUACCCAGACUAUAAGCAGCAGGGUGCCUCAAGAGCACAGAGGGGGUCCAGUGUUUUUCAAGAUUCUCAGAGUCUUCACAGAGCUUUGUCAAAAGUCGAUAUAUCCUCGUAUACCUCAGUGAAACCAGGCAGAGAGGACAAGCAGGGCAGCUUUGUUCCUUUCUGUCAGCACCAGCAGCCUUCCAAACUGGUCAUGGUAAAGAAGGAGGAUGAUCUCUGGGUUGUAUCAAAAACACUGUUGUUUGACCCCUUAGACACUUUUAUUGAUUGUAGCGCUUUCUUUGGACCAUCCUCAAGCAAUGAAAUGGAGAUUAUGCCUCUAAAGGGAUACUGUCCAUCAAACUGGCCCUCAGACAGAGUCUAUGGAGCUGGGAAGAGUUACUUGCUGGCAGUGAUUGUUCUCUUCCUGGUGCAUCUCUUUGCUGAAAUCAAGGCUGCUGAUGGCCCAAGACGGACUUCGUGGAAACUUCUCAUCUCUUCCUUUACUAACGUAGCUGUUGACAGAGUACUUCUUGGGCUUCUAGAUCUUGGGUUUGAUAGAUUCAUCAGAGUUGGAAGCGUAAGGAAAAUUGCCAGACCUAUCUUACCACACAGUCUGUAUGCAGGGAGUGACAGUGAGCAGCUGCGGGAGCUGCAGACCCUUCUGAGAAGGGACCUGAGCAACAUAGAGAAGGUUUAUGUGAGGAAGAGUAUUGAACAGCACAAACUGGGCAGAAACAAGGGGCUGCUAAAGGAGGUGCAGGUGGUAGGAGCCACCUGUGCAGCAUACACAUUCCCUUGUAUGAAUACCCUGACAUUCCCUGUGGUCGUUCUAACAGCUGAACUUUACAUUUUGCUGCUGAUUGCUUACUUUCCCAGGUUUGGAUGCGAGAAGCUGGUACUUGUUGGUGAUCCAAAGCAGCUGCCACCCACCAUCCAGGGAUCUGAAGGUGCUCAUGAAGCUGGAAUGGAACAAACUCUGUUUGACUGCCUGUGUUUGAUGGGAUAUAAACCUGUACUGUUGAGGACUCAGUACAGAUGCCAUCCUGUAAUCAGUGCAAUAGCUAACAGCCUUUUCUAUGAUGGUGCUCUCAUUGAUGGUAUCACAGAUUCAGAUUGAAGCUCUCUGCUGGAUUGGUUACCAACUCUAUGUUUCUACAGUGUUAAAGGAACAGAGGAGAUACAAAACGAUGGCAGUUUUUACAAUAUUGAAGAAGCUCUCUUUACUCUCAAGCUUAUCCAGAGUUUGAUUGCCAGUGGAAUAGAGGGGUCAAUGAUUGGAGUGAUUACAUUAUACAUGUCUCAAAUGGACAAGGUUAGUAAACAUGCUAAGAACAUGCAUUACUGUGGCAGUAAGCAUGUCCAGGUGUCCACAGUGGAUGCUUUUCGAGGAGCAGAAAAGGAGAUCAUUGUUUUGUCCUGUGUCAGGACCAAACAAGUGGACUCUGAGAAGAGAAUGAAUGUGGCGCUGACCAGAGGGAAGAGGCACCUGUAAAUAGUGGGAAACCUGUACUGCCUUCGCAAGAACAAGCUCUGGGAAAGGGUGAUUUGUCACUGUGAAGGAAGAGACAGUGGAUUUAAGCAUUCUUAUCAACUUGAGGGGCAGCUGGACAGCAUCAUGAAAGCUUACCUGGACAAGAAGAAUGAAGAAGCUAAAGCAAAGAAGGGCCCCAAAACCAAAAAACACUCUCAACCACAAAAUGAGGUCAAUUGUGUUGGCAAAUAAUGCUUAUUACAUGCA
Molecule: messenger RNA, 4350 nt
Organism: Acipenser ruthenus (sterlet)
Lineage: Eukaryota; Metazoa; Chordata; Actinopteri; Acipenseriformes; Acipenseridae
Product: protein ZGRF1-like
Biological process (GO): double-strand break repair
Cellular component (GO): site of double-strand break; nucleus
Molecular function (GO): helicase activity
Source: RefSeq, a predicted model, not a curated record